Molecule: messenger RNA, 348 nt
Organism: Pisolithus orientalis
Lineage: Eukaryota; Fungi; Basidiomycota; Agaricomycetes; Boletales; Pisolithaceae
Exons: 1
Source: RefSeq, a predicted model, not a curated record
CUGGAUGUUGAUAGUGAUGUUUGGCAGGAUGGUCUUGAGGAGCUUAGUGCUAGCACCCCACAUUGGCUUGCUGAUGAGAGUGUGCCCAAGGGAAUCAGGCUGAUGUUGGAAGAUGAUUGCUGUAAUGAAGAAGAAAGAAGGUUGUCAAGAGAGCAAUCUAUCAUACAGGAAUGGAUUUCCAUGGAGUGGCUGAGUGUAUGGUCUGCUCUGGACAAUGUGGCAGGUGAGUGCAAAUACCAUGUUUAUGUCCCAUCUCAUAGGGAGUUAGAUGAAUAUUACAAGUAUCACCUGCAUGCCUACAGGGAUUCCAUUGUUGCAGUAUAUGUCAAAUGGGAGGCCAAGCUUUGA